Molecule: messenger RNA, 1687 nt
Organism: Humulus lupulus (European hop)
Lineage: Eukaryota; Viridiplantae; Streptophyta; Magnoliopsida; Rosales; Cannabaceae
Exons: 5
Coding region: 50-1546 (498 amino acids)
Source: RefSeq, a predicted model, not a curated record
UCUCUUUGAUCGCACAAAAAGAAAAGAAAAAAAAAACGAAAUACCCAAAAUGCCCUCACCGGCGGCCACUACCGUAACCCACCCCCACCUUGGGUUUCAUCAUUCUCUAUACUCCUCAGCCGCAAAGAAUCUUUUUCUCUCUCUUCCCGUCGUCCCCGAUUUCCCCAAAUCAAACCCUAGAAAGGUUGUCACCCUGUGCCAGAAGAAACCCAACCGUGGUAAAGAAGGUUCGAUUACAGUUAAGGGCAAGAAGGAAAAUGUGUGGAGCGUCGACAACGAGAUGGCCUCGAAGAGCGAAGAGAGAACCGGUCGAAGGAGGCAGAGGGGAAGGAAGGUGGUUAGGAGAAGGAGAAGCAAGAAUGGUCGAGGUGUCAUGGUCUCCGGAGCUAUGUUAAUAGAAGUCGAAACCGUUCUUCAAACUCAGGAACCUGUAAUAAAACCGAUGUGGAAUACGUUUGCUAGUAGUGUUAGCGGGAUAUGGAAGGGAGUUGGAGCCGUAUUUUCACCCAUCACUGCAGAGAUGGAACCAGUUGAGAUUGGGAAUAAGAACGAAAACUUGUUCGAUUGCUACACAUCUUCUCGAAUUGAGGCCAUUCCAUCCUCUUCUAUAGGGAAGACAUCACAGAUUCAGAGGAAGAUAAAUUGGGUGACUCUAAAUCCUUAUGGGGAGAUACUACAGCAUAGUGGAGACAGUGAUCGAACUAAAGAAGGCAGGGAAGAAGAUGGUGAAGAUGUAUACGUUUCCACAGGAACAAUGACAAAAUCUGGUAAAUAUACAGCUCUUCCAAAAUUUGGGUCUUAUGACUUUGACAAAAGUGAUGUGAUGGAAGAAGACAUUAUGGGAAAUGAACCUGGACUUGUUUAUUUUGAGGAUGGAUCUUAUUCAAGGGGUCCUGUUGAUAUCCCAGUUGCUGAUGUGGAUGACUCAAACUACUACCUGUCACCAACUUUCAAGUUUGAACAAUGUUUGGUGAAAGGUUGCCACAAGAGACUACGGAUUGUUCAUACUAUAGAAUUCAGCAAUGGUGGCUCAGACAUACAAAUAUUGAGAGUUGCUGUUUAUGAAGAAGAGUGGAUUAGUCCUGCCAAUACUCAUGACAAAAGUGACAUGAAUUUCAAUGCAGUGCCAUUCUCUCAGCGCAAACGAACCCAGCCAUUACAUCUAACAGGGUCCUGGAAGGUGUUCGAGAUCAAUGCUACUCCGGUGUUCAGCGACGAGCCAGCGAUAGAGGAAAAUAAUGGCUCCCCAUAUGUCUAUCUUUGCACAGAGGCACUAAAGAAGCGAAGCUUGCCGGAGAGUGCUAUCCAUUUUGGAGAGGAAGAGAUACUAGACAUGCAGGACGUGAGCAUGCUUUGGCUUCCGGGCGGUGUCACUGCGUAUGUAGAAGUAAACAAGGACGGCACUCUUUGCAUUGGAGUUGGCUGGUACUCAGAUGAAGGAAUCAACCUAGUCAUGGAAAGGGAUUAUGGUGUUGAUGGAAAGCUAAAGGAGGUUCGGUCGAAAUCAGAACUGAAGAGGAGGUGGUCUGAUCCACUCCCUCUAUGAUUUUUUCCUCUUUGAAUCAAAAACUGCUUCGACUAUUUUAAGGAGUUAUAUGGUGUUGUGGUAGAGAAAGCAUACACAAAUACUCAACGUUUGAAUUCUGUAUAUAGGAAAAUUCUGCAGAGUACAAAUUUUUUACCUCAA